AUGUCGUACUAUUCGAGCGACGAAUCGUCAGAGAUUGUACAUAGAACAACAGUUCGUGAGCACAGACGCUCGCCAUCACCGUUCCGCCGGCCUCCGCCGCCUCCUCAUCACGGUCCGGGCCCGCAUUUCAUCCAGACCGUCACCAGAGAUGUGCGGGACCACCGGCCGACAGGCUACUAUCACGACCCCCGCCGUCCCGAUGAGCGCAUGACCAUUGUUCACACGCGGUCCCGAUCCAGGGAGCGUCGAUCUCCUCCGGCCCGUGCAGGCCCUCCAGCUCCUGGUGCGCCCCAUGUGGUCAUCAACCAACCGGUUAUUGACCGGCGCCGCAUAGAGCGCGACUCAGACUCUUCGUCUGACGAUUCGUCCUAUGGUUCUUCUCGCCGUCAUCGGCGCCGCCACCGACAUCGGUCUCGUAGCCGCGCCCGUUCUCGGUCCUCGAGUGCACACAGCAACCUCUCAGACGUCAGGGAUAAAUGGGAGCUGGAGCGCGCGCGUGAGACGCUUACUGCCCUGCGGCUCGAGAACGAGAGGAAGGCUGCCGAGCGUCAGAUGGAGAAGUACAACAAGGAACAGGCGGAACUCGCCUCGAUGCGGAUGAAGUUGGAGAUGCAACGGGAGCGAGAAGAAGAGGAGCUGCGCCGUGACCGCCACAGGGACGAGUACGAGUUGAUCCACCUCCAGCGCGAGAUUGCGCGCAUCAGGCAGCAGGAGGAGGAGUUAAGGCGUCAGAGGGCGCAUGAGGAAAAGGCCAAGUUAGCCAAGGACAGUGACGAACUAGCCCGCCUCAAGGCCUUAGAGGAGGAGAAGAAGCGCGCAAGGGCGGCCGAGGAGGAGGCCGAGUACAAGAAAUAUAAGGCCGAGCUAGAACGCCGGAUAAAAGAAGAGGAAGAGGAGAACCGGAAAAAGGCCCAAGAGACUGAGAGCAAGGCCAAGGCCGCCCUCGCCGAGCUGGAGCGCAUCCAGCGGGAAAAGAAGCAGAAGGAGGAGGAAGAGCGGAUCAAGCGAGAGAUGGAACUCAAGAGGCUCGAGGAGGAGAAGAAGGCCCGGGAUGAGGAAGAGCGCAAGAAGAAGGAGGCCGAGGAAGUCAUCGCCCAGUGGAAGGCCAAGGAGGCGGAGCGCAUCGAAAAGGAGAAGAAGGAACAAGAGGAAAAAGAGAAGGAGUUCCAACGUCUCAUGCAGGAGCGGCUGAUCAAUUCGGGCCUCGACGAGAAGGCCAUCGAGGCCAUCAUGAAGAAGGAGAAGAUCAAGAAGGAGGAAGAAAAAAAGCGGGAGGAGGAACAGCAGCUCGCUCGGCCCAUGUACACUCGCAUGCCGCGCCGCCACCUCGACAUUGAGACGCUGAGAUUCUUCAAAAUCGAUUUUGAGCUGGAUUCAGACCCGGAGUACAUCAUCAUCAAGCGUUGGGUGCCGGAGUGGGAGCAGGAAAUGCUGUGGGAAGACACGCGCAAGCGUCGCAGCCGCGGCCCGAAGGUCAUGCUCGAGGUCGGUGACCGCCACCACCACCACCACCGCUCUCACUCGGGUGAGUACGAGUGGGUUCGCCCGAAGCAGCCGAAACGCAGCCGCAGCAAGUCGCCGGGUCUGCUGAUGUAUCUGGCUGGUGGUCGGCCGCGGUAA
Molecule: messenger RNA, 1620 nt
Organism: Parathielavia appendiculata
Lineage: Eukaryota; Fungi; Ascomycota; Sordariomycetes; Sordariales; Chaetomiaceae
Exons: 2
Coding region: 1-1620 (539 amino acids)
Source: RefSeq, a predicted model, not a curated record